This is a messenger RNA of Alosa alosa (allis shad), 2117 nucleotides long. RefSeq names its product valosin containing protein (p97)/p47 complex interacting protein 1 (gene vcpip1). Gene Ontology annotation, molecular function: cysteine-type deubiquitinase activity. NCBI's taxonomy places the organism in Eukaryota, Metazoa, Chordata, Actinopteri, Clupeiformes, Clupeidae. Gene Ontology annotation, biological process: protein K11-linked deubiquitination; endoplasmic reticulum membrane fusion; protein ubiquitination. The record is from RefSeq and is a predicted model, not a curated record.
CUCUGUUCUGCUCGGCCUCAGUCGGGUCGGUGUUCGGAGGCACCCAGACGAAGCGAGCGACAGGCUGGUGUAUGUGCUGGACUACUACACACGAAACGUAUCUCGAGUGUAUCGAUGUUGGACCUUGGUCGUGGACCUUGAUCGGCGCGUGUUAUGGUGGAGGAGGCGCUCAGAAAUACACGUUAAAGAUAAUUGACUUCCCAAUCCGUGGGGUUCUUGACGUCCAGCGAACUCAGCGGCCAACACACUUGUCGGUAAAGCAAAGAUUCUAACCGGGGGGCAUUUAGCUUGCGCGCUUCCACUAUGUACAUUUGGCUGUUAAGUUAGUAAAGAUUUGUCUGGAUGCAUUUUAUUAUUAUCCAUGAAAUCUUGCUUGUUGUUGACACUGCGCAUGACAGUUGCAAUGUUGAAUCUCAAAACACGUUAACUCUUCCGGUGUGGUGACGUAAAGAAAUGCGACAAGAGCUAAGAAUAUUGCGCGUCAUUGGAGGUUGUUGGCUGAGUAAUUUCAAUAAGUAGCACAAAAGAGAAGUGCACCAAUGGACAAACACUCCGGUUUCGUCAGCAGUGUUAAUUAAUUCAGACCUCUUUAACGGGAAAGCUGUCGAAGUUUUUGGACGGCGGCGUUGCAGCACAGGGCGAUUUCAUGCCAUUGCGGUGGACUACAAUGCCCAUGCGAAACGGGUCUCUGCGCGCCGUUACGUGCUGAUAGAGGCAGCGGCUACGUCUGUCAGGAAAAAACAAACCGCUUCCGUGUUGUUCCUCUUCUGCAAGAGAGACACAAACAAGAGUUACCCCGCGGGGAGAGACGCGAGUCACCUAGAAUGUAUUUGUAAGCGCGAGACCACGACUCGAAAGCAACCAUGUCGUCAUCGCCGCCCGGCAGCAAGAAGAAAGACAAGCGGAUCCUGUCGGGCUCGUGCCCGGACCCAGCAUGCCAGGCGCGGCUCUUUUUCCCCGCGCAGAGCUCCGCCGCGAGCAUCGAGUGCACCGAGUGCGGCCAGCGGCACGAGCAGCGGAGCUUGCUGCGCAUGGAGGAGGUGACGGAUCCCGACGUGGUGCUGCACAACCUGCUGCGCCACGCACUGCUGGGCGUCACGGGCGCGCCCAAGAAGGGCCCCGAGCUCGUGAAGGUGGCGGGCCUGUCCAACUACCACUGCAAGCUGCUGUCGCCUACGCUCACGCGCUACGGGAUGGACCGUCAGAGCGGGCAGGCGCGCCUGCUGAGCGACAUGAACCAGGGCGACAUGUUCGACUGCGCCCUCCUGGCCGACCGCGCCUUCCUGAUCGAGCGCGAGCACCUGGACUCUGCGGGCUACGGCCAGGACCGCUCGGGCUCGCUACUCUACCUGCGUGACACGCUGGCUCAGGUGCGCGCCGCCAACGGCGACCAGGAGCGGCUCGUUCCCGUGCACGUGGAUGGAGAUGGACACUGCCUGGUCCACGCGGUGUCGCGGGCGCUCGUGGGCCGAGAGCUCUUCUGGCACGCCCUGCGGGAGAACCUCCGCCGCCACUUCGCCUCAAACCUCCCCCGCUACCGAGCGCUGUUCGCCGACUUCAUCGACGCGGCCGAGUGGGACGACAUCAUCAGCGGUGCGCACUCGCCACCGAGGGGGCGCCCCUCGCCUGCGCGGAACGUCCACGUGUUCGGCCUGGCCAACGUGCUGCGGCGCCCGGUCCUGCUGCUGGACUCGCUGAGCGGCAUGAGCUCGCCUGGCGACUAUAGCGCCACCUUCCUGCCCGGCCUGGUGCCGCCCGACGACUGCCGCGAUCGCCACGGCGACCUCAACAAGCCCAUCUGCCUGGCCUGGAGUAGCUCCGCCCAUAACCACUACAUCCCGCUGGUGGGCGUGAGAGGGGCGGGGCCUCCGCGACUGCCCAAUCAGCUGCUGCCCAAGGCCUGGGGCGUCCCGCAGGAGCUGAUCGGCCGCUACAUGGCGCUGGACGAAGAGGGCGGGUGUGUGAUCGGGGGCGAGCGCUCGCUGGGCGACGGCUACCUGCGGCGGCUGGUGGUUGCCAUGGACGCGGUGUUUGAGGGCGAGCACGGCGUGAGCGCCGCCCUGGUGGCCGACGUGCAUCACUACGUUGACGCCGACGCCGCCAACCCCGCCCGGUGA